AUGAACGCAAUCGGACACGACGACUUCAUUUACUGUACAAGAACUGGUGUCCUUGCCCCUUGUUCGCCCAUGACUUGCGCUGCUUGCAAGGAAGGCGUGGUGCUUGGACAAUCGGACAAGAUCUAG
This is a messenger RNA of Plenodomus lingam JN3, 126 nucleotides long. The record is from RefSeq and is a predicted model, not a curated record. Lineage: Eukaryota; Fungi; Ascomycota; Dothideomycetes; Pleosporales; Leptosphaeriaceae.